This is a messenger RNA of Dama dama (fallow deer), 11125 nucleotides long. It is a transcript of the gene TBCK, whose product is annotated as TBC1 domain containing kinase. The transcript has 27 exons. The record is from RefSeq and is a predicted model, not a curated record. Gene Ontology annotation, molecular function: ATP binding; protein kinase activity. Lineage: Eukaryota; Metazoa; Chordata; Mammalia; Artiodactyla; Cervidae. Gene Ontology annotation, biological process: protein phosphorylation. The coding region runs from base 408 to 3089 and encodes 893 amino acids.
GUCAGAGGAAAGGGCCGAGCUGCGGGUAGCUGGGAGAGCGGGGAGCUGUCAGCGGAGAGCGCCGGGCUCGUUCUCCUGGCCGGAUUCCGAGCUGGCAAGCCCAGCUGACUUCGCUCGCGGGCAGAGGGCAGUCUUGGAGCUCCCGGAGCUCCAGGAGCAGCCUCUUUUGUAGAAGUACCUGCAAUGCGCGGCCUGGUGCCCUAAGCAAUAGCGGCAACGCCAGCCACAGCGACAGCUCUGGGGCCCUGUGUAGCAGCUCCAUUCCCUUAUCUUUGUGUCAGCCUGCGGCCCCAGACCCAGAGGCAGGCCACUUCAUGAUAAAAUACUGGACUCCAUUUGCUUUGGAAUUAUGCUGCUAGGACCCCUCAGGAUCUUCAGAUUACCAGGGAAGAUUUAGGACUCCAAGAAUGUUUCCCUUGAAGGAUGCCGAAAUGGGGGCCUUUACCUUCUUUGCCUCUGCUCUGCCCCAUGAUGUCUGUGGAAGCAAUGGGCUUCCUCUCACACCAAAUUCCAUCAAGAUUUUAGGGCGCUUUCAAAUCCUCAAGACCAUCACUCACCCCAGACUGUGCCAGUAUGUGGAUAUUUCUAGAGGAAAACACGAGAGAUUGGUGGUGGUAGCUGAACACUGUGAACGGAGUCUAGAAGACUUGCUUCGUGAAGGGAAACCUGUGAGCUAUUCGAAGGUUCUGUGCAUAGCAUUUGAGGUACUUCAGGGCUUGCAGUAUAUGAAUAAACAUGGUAUAGUGCACCGGGCACUGUCUCCUCAUAAUAUCGUUUUGGAUCAAAAGGGACAUGUUAAAUUGGCUAAAUUUGGACUUUAUCACAUGACAGCGUAUGGUGACGAUGUUGAUUUCCCAAUUGGGUAUCCAUCGUACUUGGCACCUGAGGUAAUUGCGCAAGGAAUUUUCAAAAUCAGUGAUCAUGUGCCAAGUGAGAAACCAUUGCCUUCUGGCCCCAAAUCAGAUGUCUGGUCUCUUGGAAUCAUUUUAUUUGAGCUCUGUGUGGGAAGAAAAUUAUUUCAGAGUUUGGAUAUUUCUGAAAGACUAAAAUUUUUGCUUACACUGGACUGUGUAGAUGACACUAUAAUAGUUCUGGCUGAGGAGCAUGGUUGUCUGGACAUUAUAAAGGAGCUUCCUGAAACUGUGAUAAAUCUUUUAAAGAAGUGCCUCACCUUCCAUCCUUCCAAGAGGCCAACCCCAGAUGAGUUAAUGCAGGACAAUGUGUUCAGUGAAGUGUUACCCUUAUACCCUCCCUUUAUCAAACCUGCCAGCCUGUUUUCUUCUUCUCUGAGAUGUGCUGAUUUGACUCUGCCGGAGGAUAUCAGUCAGUUGUGUAAAGAUAUAAACAAUGACUACCUGGCAGAAAGAUCUAUUGAAGAAGUGUAUUACCUUUGGUGUUUAGCUGGAGGUGACUUGGAAAAAGAGCUUGUGAACAAGGAAAUCAUUCGAUCCAAACCACCUAUCUGCACACUCCCCAAUUUUCUCUUUGAAGAUGGUGAAAGCUUUGGACAAGGUCGAGAUAGAAGUUCACUAUUAGAUGACACCACUGUGACUCUGUCAUUAUGCCAGCUAAGAAAUAGAUUAAAAGAUGUUGGUGGAGAAGCAUUUUACCCACUACUUGAAGAUGAUCAGUCUAAUUUACCUCAUUCAAACAGCAAUAAUGAGCUGUCUGCAGCUGCCACUCUCCCUUUAAUCAUCCGAGAGAGGGACACAGAGUACCAACUAAACAGAAUCAUUCUCUUUGACAGACUGCUAAAGGCUUAUCCAUAUAAAAAAAAUCAAAUUUGGAAAGAAGCAAGAGUCGACAUCCCUCCUCUUAUGAGAGGUUUAACCUGGGCUGCUCUUCUGGGAGUUGAGGGGGCUAUUCAUGCCAAGUAUGAUGCAAUUGAUAAAGACACUCCAAUUCCUACAGAUAGACAGAUUGAAGUGGAUAUUCCUCGUUGUCAUCAAUAUGAUGAGCUGUUAUCCUCACCAGAAGGUCAUGCAAAAUUUCGGCGUGUCUUAAAAGCCUGGGUCGUGUCCCAUCCUGAUCUUGUGUAUUGGCAAGGUCUUGACUCGCUUUGUGCUCCGUUUCUAUAUUUGAAUUUCAAUAAUGAAGCUCUGGCUUAUGCCUGCAUGUCUGCUUUUAUCCCCAAAUACCUGUACAACUUCUUCUUGAAAGACAACUCACAUGUAAUACAAGAGUAUCUGACUGUGUUCUCUCAGAUGAUUGCAUUUCAUGAUCCAGAGCUAAGCAAUCAUCUCAAUGAGAUUGGAUUUAUUCCAGAUCUCUAUGCCAUCCCUUGGUUUCUCACCAUGUUUACUCAUGUAUUUCCACUGCACAAAAUUUUCCACCUCUGGGAUACCUUACUGCUUGGGAAUUCCUCCUUCCCAUUCUGUAUCGGAGUAGCAAUUCUUCAGCAGCUGCGUGACCGACUUUUGGCUAAUGGCUUUAAUGAGUGCAUUCUUCUCUUCUCUGACUUACCAGAAAUUGACAUUGAACGUUGUGUGCGAGAAUCAAUCAACCUGUUUUGUUGGACUCCUAAAAGUGCUACUUAUAGGCAGCAUGCUCAACCUCCAAAGCCAACGUCUGAUAGCAGCGGAGUCAGAAGUUCGACACCUUAUUUCCCCACUGAGUGUCCAGAUCCUCCAAAAACAGACCUGUCAAGAGAAUCCAUUCCGUUAAAUGACUUAAAGUCAGAAGUAUCACCCCGGAUUUCAGCAGAGGACCUGAUUGACUUGUGUGAGCUUACAGUGACUGGCCAAUUCAAAACACCCACCAAGAAGACAAAGUCCAGUAAACCAAAGCUCUUGGUAGUCGACAUCCGGAAUAGUGAAGAUUUUGUUCGGGGUCACAUUUCAGGCAGCAUCAACAUCCCAUUCAGCACUGCAUUCACUGCUGAAGGGGAGCUUACGCAGGGACCUUGCACGGCCAUGCUCCAAAGCUUCAAAGGGAAAGUCAUUGUCAUCGUGGGGAAUGUAGCAAAGCACACAGCAGAGUUUGCAGCUCAUCUUGUGAAGAUGAAAUAUCCGAGAAUCUGUAUUCUAGAUGGUGGCAUUAAUAAAAUCAAGCCCACAGGCCUCCUCACCGUUCCAUCUCCUCAAAUAUGAAGAACAAGAGCAUGGCUGUUAAAAGGACAGAAUAGCCUCACCCCCCCGCAGCACAACUGUCCACAGCCUUGCCACUGUGACAGAACUAGACUCCAGAUUGUUACAUCUUCAUAAAGUUUUGUCAUGAGACAUUUAUUUUUUAAAACGCAUGACCCAAAUGUUCAGCUAUCCAGGAAACUUGACUUUACAUGUAUUGCUGAAAGAAUUUUCUUCAUGGUGAAAUCCGAUCGUGUAUUUUUUACCACAUCAACACAAAGCCAGAAGAAUUCAACUGACGAGGCAGGUUUAGCAUUAUCAAGAAAUCUUGUUGCACUGAAAAGGCUGUCUUCCACAGCACUGAGCAGACAGUCCUAACAGAGGUAUUCUUUAGAAAUAUAGACUGAAUGUGGGCUGAAAUCAUUCUUCCAUGAUAAAGAAAAGUGAAAAGCUAUUCACCAUACAUUCCUUAUAAGUACAUGUUACAUUUGGUAACUCAUUUUUGGCCCAGACAUGUGUAUGUGUGUGUUUAGAGGGAGCAUUAUUUAGCCCAUCAGAGAAAGUAAUAACAGUUCUGGAAAAAUGAAAGUCAGAAACUAUUCAUAUUAUAUAGAAUAUUGUUCAGCUUCUGUAGCUGAGACACUAAAAAUAAGAGUGACUUAGACAAAAUAGAACUUUGUUUUUCUCUCAUGUAACACCCUUGCAGAGUUAGUUGAGGGCUAGUGUAUUGGAUUCAUAGUGAUUCAGAACUCAGGUGUCUUUUUUCACUGCUCCACCACCCUCAGCACUGGGUUUCUAUCUCAUAGACCAAGAUGGCUGUUCAACUCCCUCCAUCAUAUCUGCAGUUUGGAAGGAAGGGAAUCUCAGAGGAGGGAGGGGGAAAAAGAAGAGAAGGUAAAAAUAGGGAGGAAGAAGAGAAGGGAGGGCAUGUUCCUUCUCUUUAAGGGCACAAACCAGAAGUUGCACAUGUUACUUCUGCAUACAUACUAUUAGCCAGAACUUAGGCAUGCGGCCACAAUUAGCUAUCAAGAAAACUUGAAAUACAGUUUUGACUGGGCAGUCAUUUACCCAGUUAAAAUUUUUAUUACUGUUUAGGAAGAGAACACAUUGAAGGACAGCUGGCAGCCUCUGCCACAUAAUUCUAAAGAUCAAGCAUUUCGUUGAACCUAAGAUAUAUCACAACUUUAUGCACCAUGAAGAAAGAAAAAUGCAGCCAAAUAAACUGUGACACCCUAUCAAUUAUAGGAUUCAUUUCCAUUUCAGAAAUGUGAAAAAAACAUGCAUCUUAGAAUUAUUAAAAUACAGUAUGUUUUUUUGACUAUGUUCAAUUUUGUUAACUAAAACAUGAUCUUUUAUCUUUAACUUGUAUUCCUCUUCAGUAUUAGGACUACGUAAGUAGAACAUUUCAAUAAGAACCUCAGUCCAACUUUCCGGACUAUGGUUUUAUCACUGCAGUUUGUUUUGGGGUUUUUUGUCAUCUAUAUUUUUAAUUCAUAUAUAAUUUAUAUACCUUAAAAUCCAGCCUUUUAGAAUGUAUAAUUCAUGUUUUUUAGUAGAUUCACAAACCUGUGCAACAAUCACUGUUAAUUUCAGAACAUUUUCAAAACCCAAAGAAGAAAUCCUCUACCUGUGAGCAGGCAUUCCCCAUUGAUCCCCUCCCAAGAUCUUUAAUUUGAUUUUUAUGUAUGGAGUGAGAUAAGUAGCCAACUUCAUUCUUGCACGUAGAUGUCAAGUUGUCCCAGCAGCUGUGUUGGGUUUUUUUUUUUUUUUUGCUCAAUUAAAUUAUAUUCAGUCAUUCACUAAAUAAAAGACCACUAUUUGCAAGACACUGCCAUAAUCAAUGGUUGUAUCAUUCUGUGAUCUCCACAGACUAUACAAAGAAAACUGUGAGAAUUAAUGAGAAAAGAAAAUUUUACCAUGAUUCCUCUAACAUCAUUCACCAUCAUCUACCCUGGUUAGGAAAAUAAGUCAUCCUAUCCAUUCCUUCAGUCUUUGAUGACUUAUUUGACUGCAUAAUCAGUGCAGCACUGAUGAUCGUUUGGGAGAAGUGCUUCUGAGUCUUAACUUUGCCUUUCUGAAAAGGCAGAGAAAGAUGGAGGAGCAGAGAUGUGGACUGAAAAGGGUUACAGGUAGGGAGAGAGGGUGAAGACCUGCGUUGUGAGGGUGGCUGUGUGAGAACGUAAUAGCAACCAACCUCCAUUACAGCUUUGCAUUUGUUCUUUCUUAAAGUGAUACAUUUAGGCUUAUUUUGAAAAACUUGGGAGUUGUUUUUAAAACAUUCAAAUUAUUAAUAAUAUUUAAUAUUCUCAGCAGUUAAAUAAGCAAGCAUACAAUCCCUGCCACAUCUACAUGCAGGGUAUGUUAUUCAAUGGCAGAUGGUUUCAACAAAGUUGACCUCACAACUAUUUGUUGAAUUAAACCCUAUAUAACCCUUGACUUGUAGAGGUCCUUUUUAAUUUAUUAUUGACUCCUGCACAGUCACUAUCAGCGCUGUUUAUUUUGGCAUCAGCAGUCUCUUCCUUCUGCCUGGAAUGUCCUUAUUACCACCACCAGCUCCACAGACACACACACACCCACACGCACACAUACAUCUACAGAUUCUUCAUAGUCUCUCACCAGUAGCAUGGUCUCCAGUUUUCUCUGACUUCUGUGUGCUGCGCUGAGCCUCAAGUCUAUCAAAGCAUUCCAUUCAUACUUCUAGUAAUAGACUUAUUACAUCACUUUGCAAUUAUCUGUUCACAUUUGGAACCCCUAUUUUUAAAAUGUGAUCUCCCUUUAAAGUUAGAGUCUAUAAUUUAUACCUUUUGUUAUCUUCAGCAACCCAGUACACUGGCAAUGCUUGAUAUAUGUAGAAUUGAAUCGCUAGCUUAGAGAUUUUAUAUGAAUAUAAGAAAUCCAGGUAAUUUUUUUCAAGUGCCAAACUCAUCUGGUACCUGAUGAUAUAUAAAUAGAAAUUUCAAUUCAUGGAGUAAAGAUAGGAUCUCUAAUAUUUUACCCAACUCUAAAAUUCUAUACAACAGGAUAGACUAAGCUAGUUGCCUCCACUUUCCAAAACAUAGAAAUGCUAAAUUUAGAAAUAUUAAUAAAAAUAUCUCAUACUUAACUAAGACUGAAAGAAUAAAACAAAUUUCUGGUGUCAGCUAUGAAGAAGAGCUGGGAUAUCAGAUAUCAAUAUAAGCCCUAGGAGCUGAAGUUCAAGGGAUAGAGGCCUUGGGUCUUCUGGUAAGGAUUUGGUACUAAGACUCCUUUACAGAGUGACAGUUUCAGAGAACUCUUUGCUCCAUGAAAUGACUAGAGAUGGCUUUGAGCCAAAUCGGGGAAACUAUAGGGAAAAUGGUCAUGGCCUGAUAUUUUGGGGGAAGACAUCUGUUAUAGACAGAUGGAGACAUUCAAUGGAAAGGCUGGAUUAAGUCCCCAGACUAGGACAGGCCUUAGGGCAUGUGUUUAUCUGACUGUUUAAAAAUGAGAAUAAUGGACCUUCCCUGGUCGCUCAGUGGUAAAGAAUCUGCCUGCCAAUGCAAGAGACACAGGUUUGAUCCCUGAUCUGGAAAGAUCCUAGAUGCUGCUGGGAAGAUCCUAGAUGAGUGCUCCACAGCUACUGAACCUGUGCUCUAGAGCUCGGGAGCCGCACCCACUGAAGCCCUCGCGCCCUCGAACCCGUUCUCUGCAACAAGAGAAGCCAGCACAGUGGGAAGCCUGCAUUCCAUAACUAGACAGCGCUCUAGCUCACAGCAGCCACAGAAGAGCUCACUUGGCAACAGGAAACCAGCACAACGAAAAAAUAAUAAUUUUUUUUAAUGAGAACAAUGAAUUAUAUCAAACUUCUGGGAAACAGUACCAGAUAUUUGUUUGACUCCUUUGUUUCUUCCUCCAAAUAAUUACUGAAAAAUACUUCUUUAGAAAUUAAUAGCAAAAGUGUGGUAUAGUCUUUGAAGAGGACCUCCGGCAGUAGACUCCCUGGUGAAAUCCACAAGAGGGAAGUUGCUGCCUUGACUGCCAUGGCUUGUGGUUGCUUCCCUCUGUCAAAGUCAUAAUAGUCGUCUCACUGGUAUACUUUCUGGCUCUACAUAUGCCUAUUGUUAACCAAACAAUGCCUUUUUCUUGAUCACUCAUUAAGCCAAAGAGUGGAAGCAAAAUGAGAUUAUAAUAGAUUUUUCUUUUUGAGUGUUCAAUGUGUACUAGUUCUAUCAGAACUCUUUGUAAAUUAGCUAUUUAAAAAGUUAGCUGUGUUUUUUUUUAAGUUACAUGUAUUUUUAUCUUCUCUGAGUAAUUUUCUUGUUAAUAUCUUAUGAUAGGUGCUUGUCACAUGAAGACUAAACUUGGAUCUUGGCAAAUUCCAUAUUCUAUAGAUAGACUGUUAUAUUUGUAGCUGGUACUAGUGACUUUCCAGCCUAAUGUCUCCUCUUGGAGUGAUGAUCUUUGAUAUCUUUUCUCUUCCCCUUGAGAGGACUCAUUUUUAGUUUCCAUUGUUUGCAGCAUUUCAAUAAUACCGCUCUAUUCUAAUGUUCACAGUGCCCAAUAAGCAAUGCAUGCAUAGGUACCCAGGUACAGUAUUGCUAGCAUUCCUUGAUAUCAUGUACUAAUCCUCAGGGUGAUGGAGAUGUAAACACUGUCCUGUCUUGGCUUAAGACUAAUCUCGGAGCUAUAGCAAGUGCAUUUAAAGCUUUAGAUCAGAUUCUAAAUACUGUUUCUUGCCACACUGAAAGAGUCAACUUUUGAAACUAUUAUUGUCAUAAUAGGUAGCUGUGACUUUUUGAAAAACAUUACAUGGUCUACCAAUCUUUUAAAAAGCUGUUAUAGUGUGAUCAUUUAAAUAUUAAAACUCGAGACAGUUCAUUCAUUAAUUUUCUUAUUAAUGCUGGAAACUCUUUUUUAAAUUUUUUAUUAUUAAUUUCUUCUCAACUAUAUUUGCAUACUCUUCAGUCUUUUAUGGUAGAAUAACUUACUGUUUUCAGGCUUAUAGUUUGUUAGAACUGUUCCUGGUGGCUUGGAACUGCUGAAUGUGCCCAUUUUUUCCCAAUUCCACAUUCAGUGACCUUGGUAGCUUAAGACUGGCCAUGGCAGGAGUAUUUAGAAAUAGACAGACAUCAUAAAACAUGGCUUUCUUUUCACUCAUUUUUAUUUUUUGAAAGGCAGUUAAUAAUAUUUACCAGAAAGCUACUGAUUUUAACCAUCCUAUGCUCAGUAGAUUAUCUCUAGAUUAUAAAUCAUGAAUAUAAAUUUAAAGAUCAUCCAAUCCAAACAUCAUUACCCAAACAAUAAUAACAGUGAAAUGAUUUUGUACAAAUCACAUAGCUAGUAAAAGAGCCAAAAUUACAUUUCUGCUUUCCUGAUUCUUAACACAUUUCUCUGUCUACAACAUACAGAUGGAGAAGGUAAAAAACACCAAUUUUGACCCAUUACACACUUAUUACAGCAAAUUUAGGUCAGGCUUGUGUUAUAUUAUGCAUAGGAUAUGAAAAUGAAGCACAAAAAAAAUGUUGACUAAGGUCACUGUUAGCUCUGUGAUGUAGAAGUGUCACUUAGGAUUAACUCCUAGCAGACACCUCUCUCACUGCCCUUUCCAUAUUCACUCACAAAACAGUAAAGAUUUCCAAGAAAAGAAACACAAUUAAGUGUCUGCAUUCCCCCAAACUGAGGGAAGAACCACUGUUCCCGGGAACUCCUGCUAUAUAUUAAGUUACCUCUUCAACUCCAAGACGGUAUUACCCAGAAAACACUUCUCUGGUGGAGAACACUGUUUCUAUAAACAGUCAAGUCCUUGAUAUACCAGGUCAAAGGUGGCCUUUAACCUUUGCCUUCUAUGUCUUGGCUAGGCACCAGGCUUGAAGAACUGGAGAAGUCCUUGUAUCAGCCUCCCAGUCACAAGUGGAAAGCCAAAGAGAGGGACCACAAGGAGAGAGGUUAUUUAGCUAGUUUCUAGGUCUAUUAAUCAUAAAAGAGAAGAAAUAGACUUUAGUUAGGUCAGAGGUCAGUUAAAUCAUAGUUCGGUCACAGGUCAGAUAGUUUGCUAUCUUGAAAAAAUAAUUUUAUGCCUGAGGUAAACAAUCUUGAUAAUUUAUUACUUGUCAGAUAUAUCUUUUCUAAAAUUAUCUUUGAGAUCAUUAAUAAUCUCAUGUACCAGGCAUUCAUUUCCAUGAAUUCCACAUUGGGUUAUUAGGGACCUGAAAGGCAUGGGAGGAAUAUGAUCACUGGAUUGAGCCCAAAUGACACAAAGAGUAAUUUGCAUACUAAUGUACAACCAAUAAAAGAGAAUCUUUUAUUUCAAUAUGUAAUAAGGAUUAAAAGCAACCUCUGUGCUCACACACCAUUAUUAAUUAUGUAUGGCAAUACAGAAUUGCAGGAUAAAACAUCUAAUGCAGUGGUCAGUAUGAACACUUGUUUUUGUUCAGUCUCUAAGUCAUGUCUGACUCUUUGUGACCCCAUGAACUGCAGCACGCCAGGUUCCUCUGCCCUCCACUGUCUGCUGGAGUUUGGACAAAUUCAUGUCCGUCGAGUCAGUGAUGCUAUCUAACCACCCCAUCCUCUGUCACCCCCUUCUCCUACCAUCAAUCUUUCCCAGCAUCAGGGUGUUUUCUGAUGAGUAGGCUCUUUGCAUCAGGUGGCCAAAGUUUUAGAGCUUCAGCUUCAGCAUCAGUCCUUCCAAUGAAUAUUCAGGGUUGAUUUCCUUUAGGAUGGACUGAGUUAAUCUCCUUGCAGUCCAAGGGACCCUCAAGAGUCCUCCAGCACCACAAUUCGAAAGCAUCAAUUCUUCGGCACUCAGCCUUCUUUAUGGUCCAACUCACAUCUGUACAUAACUACUGGAAAACCCAUCACUUUUGACUAGAUGGACCUUUGUUGACAAAGUGAUGUCUCUCCUUUUUAAUAUGCUGUCUAGGUUUGUUGUAGCUUUUCUUCCAAGGAGCAAGCAUCUUUUAAUUUCAUAGCUACAGUCACUAUCCACAAUGAUUUUGGAGCCCAAGAAAAUAAAAUCUGUCACUGCUUCCACUUUUUCCCUUCUAUUUGCAUGGAGCUGCCUGUGGCAUAGAUCAUGAACUCCUUGUUGUAAAAUUCAGGCUUAAAUUGAAGUAAGUAGGGAAAACAACUAGACCAUUUAGGUAUAAACUAAAUCAAAUUCCGUAUGAUUAUACAGUGGAGGUGACAACUAGAUUUAAGGGAUUAGAUCUGGUAGACAAAGUAUGUGAAGAACUGUGGAUGGAGGUUUGUAACAUUGUGCAGGAGGCAGUGACCAAAACUCAGUUUGAUCAUAUUAACUCUUAUUCUGAGCCUGAUUCUUGUUUAUAAAGGAGGUGAUUGUCCCAGAAGUGUUGUCCACACCUGUUCUCCACAUGCUCUGCAGAGGCCUUCCUGAGAUAUGGCUUGGCACGAAGGCCCCACCAUGAGAAACUGGUAGAAACAGGAAGAAUCAACUUCCAGUAAUUUAUCUAUUUAUCUCUGUGUAGAAAAAAAAAAAAAAGACAUCAGAAAAGACUGAUUCAGAGCUAGGAGGUUAGUUUGAGUUCUGUACUUUCUCAGAUUAGUCUGGUGGAGGCUGAUCAGUGUUGGAAAGUUUUUCACCCCUACUUUGGGGCUACUACAGCAAUGACUGGACAAUGACCCCCUAAACUGUGGUUUAUCUAUAUUUAGUUUGUAACAAGAAUUUUUUUCAUAUCAGCAUGCCCUACUGUUGAUAUCAGGUAGUCUUGAUUUAUAUGACCAUUUGGUGCCUAAAAAGAGGCCUGAGGUGAGUGUUUUCCUGGUACCAAGAUAAAUUUUAAAAAACUAGCCCUUCCACUUUUUACAUUAAAUUAACUAAUAUGAAUCCUACAGGGAUUAAGUCUAACAGCAUCCCAGGUGACAGAAAAGACCUAUUUCAGAAGAACUAGUUCAGAAAUAAAUAUACCUAUAGUAUUUAUUUAGCGGGCUGCUGGUUAACUAAUACUUUAUGAAAUCUAUUGAGCAUGAAAUGUGCUGAUUAGGCAUUUAAGCACAUUCCAAAAUAUGCUUACUUCUAAAUCACAUAUUUUUUAAAAAGUGCGUAUGUGUAAGUGAAUGAAAUAAAGGAGAUGAUUUUAAUAAAU